AUUACAAAGAGCCUUCAUUUAUAAUCGAACAUGCCUAAACAAAUUUUAGGAUUUUGAAGUGUUCGUAAAGAUAAAGUUGGAGGUCGACUUGUUUAAAGUACAGCAAGGUCACUGACUAAAAUGGCGGCAGCCAUGAAUUCCCUCUACUUGUUGCGUGGCCCAAUAUGUAUUCGAGCAUUCAACUUUAUCAAAUCCAUUAAUCAAACUGCCCAGAUCCAGCAUAAUGCAUUUAUUCGUCGCCCUCUUCAGUUCCGCAGGGUUUUGUCAUCUAUAAGAGCUACAAGCGAUGAAGAGUUAGCUGCUAGUGCUGCCGCUGCCAAUGCUGAUAGUGGCGCGCCAACAAUAUUUGACAAGAUUAUUUCCAAGGAGAUCCCAUGUUCAAUUGUGUACGAGGAUGAAUCUGUCCUUGCUUUUCGAGACAUCAGCCCACAGGCCCCAGUUCACGUUCUCAUCAUUCCAAAGCAACGCGAUGGUUUAACCCAGCUCGGGAAGGCUGAAAAAAGGCAUGAAGUGAUAUUGGGGCAACUUCUUCAUGCUGCUAAAAUAGUGGCAGAGAAAGAAGGCAUCAGUGAUGGUUUCCGCAUUGUUAUUAACAGUGGCGCAUCUGCCUGUCAAUCUGUUUACCAUCUUCACUUACAUGUUCUUGGAGGGAGACAGAUGAAAUGGCCACCAGGUUAAGAACAGAGUUAAGUGGAAGAGAAUGGAGCUUCAUUAGAACGUUCUCUCCUUUUCUUUUUUGUUAGUGUUGUUGCACCAACAAUUACUAUGGGGUUUUAGUUCGGAUAUCAGAACCACUAAAUAAUUACCUUCUCAAAAUGCAAAUAAUUGAAUCUAUAUAUAGCUGCACAGUGUUGGUAAUAAAAUUCAACAAAAAUCGAAAGAGAUUUUUGAUA
This is a messenger RNA of Salvia miltiorrhiza (redroot sage), 893 nucleotides long. Its product is annotated as 14 kDa zinc-binding protein. The record is from RefSeq and is a predicted model, not a curated record. Gene Ontology annotation, cellular component: cytoplasm. Gene Ontology annotation, biological process: purine ribonucleotide metabolic process; sulfur compound metabolic process. The transcript is spliced from 6 exons. Gene Ontology annotation, molecular function: adenylylsulfatase activity. The coding region runs from base 121 to 678 and encodes 185 amino acids. NCBI's taxonomy places the organism in Eukaryota, Viridiplantae, Streptophyta, Magnoliopsida, Lamiales, Lamiaceae.